Corythoichthys intestinalis (scribbled pipefish) is the source of this 8582-nucleotide messenger RNA. RefSeq names its product mediator of cell motility 1 (gene memo1). Bases 416 to 1309 code for a protein of 297 amino acids. Lineage: Eukaryota; Metazoa; Chordata; Actinopteri; Syngnathiformes; Syngnathidae. The transcript is spliced from 9 exons. The record is from RefSeq and is a predicted model, not a curated record.
UGAAAGUCAUCCUUAGGAGCACUUCGGUGACGCCCCUUGGCCGAUUUGCUAGUCAAUCAAACCAACAUUUUUCUUCAGUUUUAGACCGUGACAACUAUCUGAAAGACUAGUUUUCUUUUUGUUCAUUGCACCCUCUCCGUCACACUCUUUGUACAUUGUAGUUUGAACCGCUGAGUGAACGUAGGUUCUCCAACUUCUCCCUCUAACCAACAACAAGCAGCUGACGGAACACUUUAGCCUGCAAGCCUUUUAGCCGGCUGUUCCUCCUGUCCCAACUGUUCUUUGUCUCUUCUCUACGAACCAGUCAGCCACAGCCGCCAAUUCAAAGCCGUGUUCGCUGACACUGGCUUACAAUCUCAUUUUAACCUGACUGACAAGAUUUAACUACACCAAAAUAGGUGGCUUUGGAAGCAAGAUGUCCAACCGAGUGGUGUGCAGAGAAGCAAGUCACGCCGGGAGCUGGUACUCUGCUUCGGGAUCUCAGUUGAAUGCACAACUAGAAGGUUGGCUGUCUCAAGCACAGUCUACAAUCAACCCCGCCAGAGCCAUCAUAGCUCCGCAUGCAGGGUAUACCUACUGUGGUGCGUGUGCCGCACAUGCCUACAAGCAGGUUGACCCUUCUGUUACUCGUAGGGUGUUCAUCCUGGGACCUUCUCACCACGUGCCCCUUUCCCGCUGUGCCCUAUCAACAGCAGAUGUUUAUAGAACACCUUUGUAUGAUCUGAGAAUCGACCAGAAGGUUUAUACUGACCUCUGGAAAACAGGGUUGUUUGAAAGGAUGAGCAUGCAGACAGACGAAGAUGAGCACAGUAUUGAAAUGCACUUGCCUUAUACUGCUAAAGCCAUGGAAAGCCACAAAGAUGAAUUCAGCAUCGUCCCGGUGCUCGUGGGCGCUCUGAGCGAAUCCAAGGAACAAGAAUAUGGGAAGUUGCUCAGCAAGUACCUGGCAGACCCUUCCAACCUUUUCAUCAUCUCAUCGGACUUCUGCCACUGGGGUCAGCGGUUCCGAUACACGUACUAUGAUGAAUCCCAAGGGGAAAUCUAUAGGUCUAUUGAACAUCUUGAUAAAAUGGGAAUGGGCAUUAUAGAACAGCUGGAUCCCAUGUCUUUCACAAACUACUUGAAAAAGUACCACAAUACCAUCUGUGGACGUCACCCCAUUGCUGUGCUCUUAAAUGCUGUAGCUGAGCUGAGGAAGAGUGGUAUAGACAUGAACUUCAGUUUUCUGAACUAUGCUCAGUCGAGUGAGUGCAGAAACUGGCAGGAUAGCUCCGUGAGUUACGCCGCGGGGGCGCUCAUCGUUCAUUGAGGUCGAUGUACGCAGGGGUCACUGCAGCAUCGCAGCCCUGCCAUUUAUUAUCUAUCGCCAUAACCUGACCCGUACCCGCUUCCCCCACCUCUGCCCCGCCGACCCCACAACCAAUGCCUUCUAUUUGCAGGAAGGACAUAGCCACGUUAAGCCAAUUGUCCCCCACUAUUUGUCACCUUCCCAGCUCUCCUGUCUUUUUCCACUCCUCUGUUUGCCGUCAGUCUCAAAACUUUAGGUGGAGUAUUUCAGUUUAAAGUGUAUUUUUGAGACAAUGGGUCAGUGGAAAAGUUUAGAGGAACUGUAAAGGGUGAACAUUAUGAAUGGAGUUAUGUGGGGAUGUUACAUGCGCCCUUUAUAGGGCCAAACCUGUCCCAUGUUGAUGUUUUAUGACAUCAUAGAUUUUGAUUUUUAAUGAGCAAUCUACAUCACACACUUGGUGUUUUGUGCUCAUGUUAUCUUCCUCUGAAAAGGAAUUAAAAUAAAUUUGCAGAUCCUCAUGGGAAUCAAAAUAAAUGUUAUGUUGCGGGAUAAAAGUAACCGGUAGUCUUUUUAAUGGCUGCUUCAAACAACACGUAACUAAUUAUAACAGUUUCUUCAGUAAUGAGUCGACAUAGUGUUAGUUUCUAACUAAAGGGCUGCAUUCAGUUAUGUUCACUAACCCCGCCCUCCUCGCUUUACAAAACCAAAAACUGUUACACCUCAUAUUACUUACAUUUUAUUCAUAUUGUUAAUCUUAUUUACUCUUAGCUCGUUUUAGUUGAUGUGAUAUUUAACAAAGUGCCGUGUGGAUUUGGACACAAGCAGUGUUGUUACAGAUGCUUUUUAGUCAUCAGUAUAAUUUAACCAGUAAAUUAGCAGCGCACUAAAUUUUAAAAGUUCCAUUAACAUGAUGUAACAUGUCCUGUUUAUAGAUUUUAAAGGGAACCAUGGACAGACUUGUAGUUCUUAAAGGAUAAAAAUUAGUAUGAGAAGUAUAACACCAUUUAAAAUAAUAUGACAUUAAAACCCCUGUUGAUGUUUUCGUUUUUAAACAAUUUGUAAAAUUAGUUUAACUAGUAGGUCGCCAAUGUUGUUGACAUCGCAGGGCGGUGAUGUCACUGGACUAGAUGCCUUAAUACUUAAAUACUUAAAAGUAGUGAUAUCAAAUAAGGGUGGUUUAAAUACGCUACGUGAUUAAUGUAAGGUCAACGAUAUGCUUUAAAAGCUACCACCAGAAAACACAAUGCUUAAAAGUAUGAGAGGGAAACGCAUGCAAAAAGUAUUUUGAGGCACUGAAAAGGUAAUACGACUCAACAAAAACACACAUAGUUAAUACUUACAGCUUUUAACUGAUAUGCGCUAGCCUGGCUCUGUCAGACUAUUCUCCCUGUAUUUUUCAAACACUGAGAGAAAUAGUCUGGGAACCAUCCCAUUAACGGCCUUUUCGAGCAGAUACAAAAUCAAUCGACAAAUCAGAUUCGUUUAUUUGCGUGACGUGUUCUUCACGAGCAACGUCACUCUUGCGCGUCGAAAGUCGUCUCUUCAGCAACACAGAUGGUGAACGGCAGAGCCAAGAAUAUGUUCCAAUCCACGGUAAAAUCAGUUUUAAAUGACCAAAAACACAUCGACACGAGUCAUUGACAACAGUCUGUCUCGCGCUAGCCAUGUCGAAUAAACUCCGCUCUCUUUGUAUGUUUACUUCCGCGCGCAAGUCCCUUGUCCUGCCGUCGCCAUUUAAUAACGUCACGUCUGCCCGUCGCUGAUUGGUCCACUCCGCUGUCUGUUUGCUGUGGCUUGCUCCGCCCUGGAAAUUGUUUCCGUGGGAAUGGUGGCCAGACUCAAUAGCUGGAACAGCGUUGAGUCUGGUGUACCAGGCUAGAUAUGCGCAUGUGUUGGACGACUCGCUGCGUAAAAAUCCAAGGCCAGCAAUUAAGGGAUCGAGAAUACAAACUGUCCAAUUGCAGCAAGUCAAUAUCUCGGCAAUCUGCCUAGGAUCGGUUUAAAGAUGCUGCUGAUGAACUAGACUUGGUGUAGAUAUGACGUUGGGAAUUUAUCCCACACCUCUGUAACAAAACAAUCUGACCAGCAGCAGAAUGUGACAAAAUAAUGCUGGUCGCCAGUCGUCUCGCUAGCACAGCUAUUCUCCCAGUCCAGGCCAAAUACGUCAUCACCUCGAGCGACCAUUGCACACUUAAAACAUGGUGCCCUCCAUAGGUCAAAACGUACUAAAUAUUGUAGAUUUUUUAAUCAAUGGCAAUAUUUUAUGUGUUUCUAAUAACACAUUUUUAGUAAAAGAGAACAAUUGUGGCUUAUUAGAACCUACAAGUCUUUAAGUCUGAGGUUCCCUUUAACCAAGUGCUUUACACCAAAACUGAAAAUUGCCAACCUUGCUAAGAAAAAGUUUUUGUUAUGUUCCUCACGAACAGUAGGAACUUGUAACAUGUCAUCAGCAUGUUUAUUUAAAAAAAAAAAUUAACCCUAGUUUCAAAUCUGGAAUUAUCAAUGGAUGUUUUGCUCUGCAUGAAGAAUAGAAUCGAGGCAUUAGAAAUUGAAAAAUUGGUGGCAUUGAAGGUUUUUUUUUUUUUUUUUUUUUUUUUUUAAUCUGCACAAAAUGAUACUUUGCUGUAAGAGGAGUCCUCAAGUUACGAACAAGUUCCAUUCUAACUCUGCCGACGUAAUCACUUUCCGCGCAAGUCUGAUUUCAUUGUUAAAGGGGAAAUUUAUGUCAAAAUACUUGGUAUAAAAAAACUAAACGACUGUAACGAGUCAGUUGCAUGUGUUUAGGUUGCAAUGUUGAUGUGUGGAGUGUUUUAAAUGCACUGCGUGACUACUGGAGAGAAGAGAGGGAGGGGUGCGCAAAGGCUCUUUUGCUAUUGUUUUUGUUGGCGUCCCCUAAGGCCAGAGGUGGGUUGUAAAGAGUUACAGUUACUUCGUUACAUUUACUUGAGUAACUUUUGGAGAAAUAUGUACUUCUAAGAUUAGUUUUACCAUGCAAUACUCUACCUGAGCAGAUUUGUUAAGAAAUUCUGCUAUUUCUCUACUUUGGGCAAUACUAGAGUCGUUACAGUUUUCCUCUUUAUUCUACAUAUUAGAUGUUACUUUUUAAUUUUUCCUUUCCACGGUAGUUCUACCAUUUUCAUCAAUGAGACGUCGCAACAAUAACUACAACUCCAUUAUACCAAUCAGAGGUAACAAUACAGUCACAUGACCAGUAACCACACGCAAGCUUGCAGUCUGAAGUCCUAUGAUAACACUGAUCUGUUCGAUUUCGUGGCGUCGAUAAAGCACUGUAAAGAAUGAACUAUUUUGCAGAGAGCGCUACAUUAUUGCAUCAACUUUACACGAAAGUGGCAGUUUUUAACCUCUUCCAGUUUUUAUCUGGCACAGACAGGUCACGGAAAGCUGGAGGAGAUAUACCAGUUUCAAUUUCCUGGUAGAAAAUAUUUUCUCCACUAGAGGGGACUCAUUCUCUUUGGAUGGAUGAUGUUUCAUUUCUGUAGAAUUUUCUAGACUGAAUUGGAUUUUUGUGUAUUUCUUUCUCCUGACAUGGUCAUGUAAUAGGUUAUUGUACAGUAUAAUAACAGUUCAUACAAUGUUGGGCUGAAAAAAGUUUUUAAAAUUACAUUGGAAGCAGUCACUCACAAUAUUACUCAUUACUUUUUACUUUUAAUGGAGUACAUUUUUUGGAUGACGUCUUUUACUUGAGUAAUAUUAUUUUGAAGUGAUGCUACUCUUGAGUAAAAAUAUUUGGCUACUCUACCCACCUCUGGCUACUGCUUACAGUAUUUGUGUUCCGUGCUUGCGUGUUGCAAAUAAACCGUUGAAAAUUCUUAAUGAAAUUGCCAUUGUCCUUGUAGAUGCUACAAUACAUUAAAAUAAAGAAAUUAUGCUGCACAUAACUAUUACUGAUAAGAGGUGAAUGGAGAAGGAGGAGGAGGCUGUGAGAGCUGUUCCAGAGGACUCGUUUGCACGUGCACUGACAUUUGGUCUGAAUAUCUUUACCGAUGUUCGUUGGUGUGUCUCCUUUCGCUGAUCUGUUCAUGAUGUUGUUUCGUUUCAAUGCAAAGAACUAGCUUUCUUAUUUAGGGCUAUAAUGUAAAAAAGGAGGUCAAAAAAAGGCAAAAGAGGUUAAAAAAAAAAUGCAAAUAUCCUGCCGGCGCAAAAGAAAAAGACAAGCGCUAAACAUUAGCUAGCAGAAAGACUGAUGCUUGGGACUAAAUGGCGGAUGAGGCACGGGCAUCGUGAAGUCGAAACGUUGGAGGUCGAGGACAUUGUAACCUGAGGACUCCCUGUAUUUCGAAUACUGCAAUUUUGACUGUUUAAUGGAAUUUGCAUCAUAAAGAGGGCGUUAAGUGCAUACAGAAACUGAAUGCCAGCAGUUGAUGAAUUUGGAUGACACCAUGACCUAAUUGCAGUAUUUUUGAGCAGCUCAUGCCUUUUUUCCCCCCGGAUGAUUACUGUUGGGGGUGAUUCUCCUCUGGCUUUUUUCUCUUAACAUGCUUAACAUAAAUGAGAACUGUAACCCCUUGUCAAAUGUACACUUUUUUUCAUUUUUUUCACUGAUUUUGCAACAAUUUUCCAGAUUUGAUCAACAGUACGCUGAUGUGGUGGAAUUUUUGUGAUUUGUAUAUUUUUCUAAUCUGGAAUUUUAAUUUUGUGUGUACCGAUCCUUUUUGUUGAAAAAAAAACAAACAUGCAGAUGUGCAUGUGCAAUUGAUGGCCCACAUUUGUGGCAGUAUAGUAGAAAAUAAUGUUUCCAACAAAGUAAACUGAAGGUUUUCCAAUAAAUCUGAAUUGGGGUCUACUCAUUUAUGUCAAACAUCGUAGAGAAUGCUGUCCUCUUGACAUUGGUUAUCCUCAUCGCCUUUGAAGUGUUUCAAGAAAUUUAAGGUUUAAACUACAUAGAGACUGACUGAAAACUCAAUCACCAAUUCUCUGGACGUGGUGUUAAUUUCAAACUAGUAAAGCAUGACACACUGUGUUAUUGUGCCUUUUGAUCACCGUUGCACAAACACAUUAAAGUACAUAUAUUCUCACAAGUAGUCUUAUCUAGAAAAUAUUGUUCUCAGUUGCUUUCAUAUUGUUUACUGCCCCACCUCUACCCUCUUUUACCCCAAAAUGUGUGAACCCCCCAUUUAUUGGUAUUCAAUGGCAUCUACUGUUUUUACAUCUCCAGAAUUGAGUGGUGGUUACUUUUUAUCCCCACCUAUUUCCAAGGAAGCCUGAACCUCAACACUGUUCUUUUGUUUUUAUCUUCAUUUAUAUUCUAGAUUUUGUAUUUUUUUUUUCUUCUUGCUUAUAACUUGGCAACUUACAUCAUUAUCGGAAAAUAUACUACUCCAUAAACGGAGUUUUUUGAUCUCAGGUUCCACUGGCAAAGCAUCGCAAGAGAUUCUUCAGAUGAGGCAGAGGAUUUAUGUUAAAAAGCAAGUAAAAUAUACUGAAAAGCAAGUCUGUUUGUCUGUGUUUUCUUAUACUUACUUUGACUUAUUACAGAAAAGGAAAUACCAGCAUGAUAUAUUUAGCAAGACUGCGGGAGACUGUUGUAUCAAUUGCCAAAAGUCAACUAUGAAAGAUUUAAUCGAUUCAUCAAAAAAAAUCUUGACUUUCUUGGGACACAGGCAGCUUAGUAGAUGCAAAUGACUUGAGCAAACGUAGCAGGAGCUCACAACAUUGUGUGAAGGCAGGUAAUAUUUUUAUUUGUAGAGUUAACCCCAUGUCUAAAAAAAUUCUAAUUUCCAGUAUUAUUAAAAUGGAAGAAUAUGUUGGUUCAGCUUUACUGCGUGUUCCAUUUCAUACAAUAUCAGCCAUGAAUUCCUGUACAAUUACAACUUAGUGUUCAAUUAAACAGGCCAGUAUUUCACGUGAAAAUCUAUGCUGAAACGGCUGGGUGGAUUUUGACUAAAUUUUACACAGUUGUACUUUGUGUCUGGGAGUGUUCUUAUUACAUGUGAGCGCAUGCCAUCUUAAUCUGUGUCCAAGGAGCAUCAUAAAAGAUUAUACACAACCAAGCGUCCAUUUCUUCAACCUGUUGCCAUCUGGCAGGCGCUACAGGGCCAUAACAUCCAAAACAAACAGAAUGAGACAUAGUCAAUUCAAUGCUGCACUUAAAUGUCACUGUCAUUGCAUUGCUAAUGCCACAACAUUGUCACAUGCAUGUCACUAAUAUGUUCUCAGACAUCUGUCUCAAUCUGGGUACUGCAUAAUAUGGGUACUGCAUUUGCAAUAUUUGCAGUUACAUUAUAGCAUUUUUGCACUAUUACAUCAAUAUGCACAAACUGCCAUUUGCACUAUCAUAAGUCAGCCAUCUGCCUCCUUGUCCGAGUACUUUAAAUUGUCAUAUAUUUUCAUAUUACCACUUGCUGCUAGUCACGUGUCUAUACUUAUAUUGUAUAUACUUCUAUUUGUUCUCUACAGUCUCCGAGACGACUGGACGGAUUUUGACAAAAUUUUACACAAUUUUACUUUGUGUCUUGGAGUGUUCUUAGAUGGGUUUGAUAUCAGUAAGCUUCUACUUAGUGUGGAAAUUUAUUUGAAACAUCAAAAAUUGAUUGUGUAGGCAAUAGCGCCAUCCUUUUGGCAAGAAACACGUCUUUUGCGAUUGCAAUGUCGCAGUUGGCUUUCACACUUGACAGUUUCAUGUAAAAAUUUAAAAUGUGCUGUGAUGAUACGCUGUGGCUUUGAGUAUUCGACAACAAAAUGAUGGGAUUUUUUAAAAAAAUUAAAAUUUUCCGGAAUAUUAAUAAGGGAUUCAUUUAGGCUGGAUAUCUUGAUCUGGUCAAUGUGUUUGUGUUUUAUAGACGCCGAAAAGGCUGGGCGGAUUUUGACGAAAUUUUACACAGUUGUACUUUAUGUGUCUGAGAGUGUUCAUAGAUACAGUAGGUUUGAUCUAUGUAAGCCUCCAUUUAGUGCAGAAAAUUAAUUCGAAACUCAAAAACAUAGCAGAAAAUAAUGCCAAUUUUCACUUUUUCCUCUGAACAACGCUGGGUCAUACUGCGCAAUAAAUUCAUCCAGCAUACAAAGGAAAAAAAUCAUGGGGAAGCCCUGAUUUCGAGGUUUCUUAUGUGUGGAUUUAACAAACCUUGGCUUCAAAAACUCAGCACAAGUAGUAUGCUGGCCAUACCGUAGUAUUUUUUAAAAAAAGAUAUUUUUUGGGCUUGAAGGUUGGGAAGGCGUUUUCUAAUCAUUACCCUCUCUGAAAUAAAAGUUUGACUCAAAUAAGUCUUGAGCAAUGAACAUUGCUUGUAUGUAGGCCUAUUAUUUUUCACUCAUGAAAAUCAUACGUGAAUAAGAU